Messenger RNA from Trichoderma virens Gv29-8, 2679 nucleotides. RefSeq lists its product as uncharacterized. Gene Ontology annotation, molecular function: zinc ion binding; DNA-binding transcription factor activity, RNA polymerase II-specific; transcription cis-regulatory region binding. Bases 1 to 2679 code for a protein of 892 amino acids. The transcript has 6 exons. Gene Ontology annotation, biological process: positive regulation of transcription by RNA polymerase II. Lineage: Eukaryota; Fungi; Ascomycota; Sordariomycetes; Hypocreales; Hypocreaceae. The record is from RefSeq and is a predicted model, not a curated record. Gene Ontology annotation, cellular component: nucleus.
AUGGAGGAACACUCUGCUACAGCAACAAAGGCUACCUUGGCAGAGUCCCAGGGAAGCUCCUCACAGCAGAAUGACGGAGGGAAGGACGAUGUGAAUCGUAAAAAGACGAGCACAAGAAAGCGAACCAAGACUGGUUGUCUCACCUGUCGUAGGAGGCGAAUCAAAUGCGACGAAGGCAGACCAAUUUGCCACAACUGCAUCAAAUCGAGACGAGAUUGCGAAGGAUAUAGCCAAAGAGUCAUAUUUAAGGAACCUCUUGGCUCGUUCUCGUCUCCUUUUAACCAGGCAAUCUUUUCUGGUCCCUCAGGCAUCGUUGAUGAGUCUCUGCCUGCACACCGGCAGUCCUCAAGGGGACUAUUUCCGGCCAUCGCGCCGAGACCACCGACCUUUGACCAACACCAGCAUGGCUUGCCACUUCAGCCUGCUUCUGCUCCAUAUCAGCAGCAGUUUCAUCGAGGACCAGUGUUGCAAGACCCUGCAGCUUAUAGUAUGGGCUCUGGCCAGUUUCUGCAGACUCCCUACAAUCCGCAGUUCCCCAACCCCCUACUUGCGGCAGAAGCCAACGGAGGGCCUGGUUACUUUACUAGGCCCCCCCCUGAUGCUCAGUAUUUUUCUCUCCAAGAUGGCAGCGCUGCUGGAGAUAUGCUUGGCAAUUUCGGUAAUCUAAAUGGCAACCACUCGCUCAAUGUCCACAUAGGGGGAGCCAUGACCCAACCCCUAAGCAAUCAAUGGGAAUUCGACAUGCUGGAUGAUGAAGCCUCCUUGCCUGAUUCCGACGACGAUUUACCGGACGUUAGAGGCAACCUGCCGCCGAUAAAAAACUUGGCACCAGAACGCUGGACUGUAAGUCCUGUAGACGUCAGUGUCUUUUCGGCCUUUGCCCAGAGCGACGACGUCCAAGCACACAUGGAGACUCCUUAUUCCUCUGAAUUCUGGGCUAGUGGCCUGAACACAAUCUUCAUGCAUUUUAUCAAUGUCACUGGGCCCGGAAUCUCAAUCUUCGAAGGAGACAUUUCUUGUGCUUCAGACAGAUCCCGAAGCAAGGCUACGGCUGGAUCUGGGAAGAGCCUAUGGAGCUACAGCCCUCCGACGGCAGCCUUGAGGCAUUAUCAUCGCGCCAUACGCCGCAUAGCGAAAAGCGUCAAGUCGCCUGCCAAGAGAACACAGCCGGCAACUCUUGCUGCCACUCUCUUGCUCGGCUACUUUGAGGUCUGGUCGUCUGAUCACACCAAAUGGUGCAAUCACUUGUUUGGCGCUAGGAUUCUAUUCCGCGAGAUGUCUUUAGCAGAUAUGACCCGAUCAUGUUUCCCUGCGAAGCGCAUGCGACAGCGCCAGGAAGCUAGAGGGUAUCAACUAGGACACAUAAGCUCCUAUUUUUAUGGCUCUCAUUGCCACCCAGCGGCAACACAAAAUGUGCAAAAAUCUCUCGACUAUGGCCUUUUGAAUGCAAUCACAGGACUCACUGUGUCUCCGGAAGCUUACGGCGAUGUAGAGGGUCAGCUAUCAGACGAGAAAUAUUCUUCGGUAACCGAUAAAGAAAUUGAAAAAUAUGAUAUUAUUUGCGAUCUAUUCUGGUGGUAUUGCAAAAUGGAUGUCUAUCAGAGCAUCUUGGGGGGAACCAAGUUAUUCAUGGAAUAUGAAAAUUGGACACAGAUUCCCCCGAGAGCUCCCUUUUCAACAUAUUCAUCAGCAUAUGGAACGUAUGACCACUUGGUUUUGUUGCUUGGUCGCCUCUCGGACUUUGUGUCGAAGGACUUAUCUCGGAAACAAAAAGCCAUAGAAGCUAAAGGAGAGAACGCUGGAACCGGAUCCCCCCCAAUGUUCCCAGGCAUGUUCCCGACCUUUGGGAAAGUACAGGCCCCUAUGGGAUUUAGUCCUCCACGAGAUGGCACGCCGCACAGUGAUUCUCAGGAUGACAUUGACCCAGAAGCUAGCUAUGAAGCUGCACUGCAAGAAUGGAAUGCUAUUUACCGUUCCUUCCAGAUUUUCAAGAGCCGUCUUGGGCCCGAAUUUCAACCCCUCAGCGAUGAACUUGAGGAACAGACAAAGACGCCAUUCGGGGACCCGAUCUACUUUCGAACAUACUCCAUCGCUGGCAUCUGGAUGAACUACUACAUGGGAUUCAUUCACCUUUAUAGAAGCCAUCCCUCGAUGCCGCCAGUUGCAAUGCGGGCGGCGGGGUUGAUGGCUAAGAAGACGGCGGGGUUUGCUCUCAGGAUUGGGCAGAUUGCUUCCGGGCUCGCUGCCGACUGCUCAGAGUACACGGUGAUAAAUACAUACCUCGGUGCUGCCCUCAUUGAGAGUUCAUUCUGCGUCUUUGUAGCAGGCGUACAGUAUAAUGACACUAGGCAGAGAGAAUGGGUCAUUCAGAGAAUGCAUGACAUUGCGCGCCUCACUGGAUGGCAGUCAGCGAUGCAGAUUGCCUGCGGCUGUGAAUCGGCGUGGAUAAAAUCUAGCCAGAUGGGAGGACCGGCAUAUACACGUCCAACAAUCAUCAACAAUGUUCCGUCUACAAUAUGGAAAAAUCCUCGCCGGAUUGAUAAGAAAAUCGACGAGUCUGAAUCGGGCGAAGAACGGCGGUUAGUACUGGCCAAGGCUGAAAGAACACAUUACGCAAUCGGGAUACUAGCAAUCGAAACAGAACUCGCGAGACUCGAACUUCGAGACGAUUUAAACUAA